Aspergillus nomiae NRRL 13137 is the source of this 3777-nucleotide messenger RNA. RefSeq lists its product as uncharacterized. Gene Ontology annotation, cellular component: cytoplasm. The record is from RefSeq and is a predicted model, not a curated record. Lineage: Eukaryota; Fungi; Ascomycota; Eurotiomycetes; Eurotiales; Aspergillaceae. Gene Ontology annotation, molecular function: phosphopantetheine binding; catalytic activity. Gene Ontology annotation, biological process: secondary metabolite biosynthetic process; amino acid activation for nonribosomal peptide biosynthetic process. The transcript is spliced from 2 exons. Bases 1 to 3777 code for a protein of 1258 amino acids.
AUGGCUGAAUAUACGGCAUCGUGCUUCUUUCCACGGCCCCCCGCCGAUCAUAAGCUUGCAUAUACCAAGAUCCUACGCUAUCCAGUGUUCCGCCUGAGGUCGUCCAGAGGAGUGACGCCUUUGACAGCUUAUAUCCAACUCGCAUGGACAAUUCUCAUCGGUAAACUCACGGAUGCCACAGAUGUUGAGUUUGGACUCACUCUGAGGAGAUCCAAUGGCGGUUCACAGAACGUUUCCUUUCGCUUUCACAUCAGUGAGGAUGAGAAAGUCGAACAGGCUUUAGCUUCGAUACAGACUUCCACCUUCCGCUCUUCUGAAAAUGCCCGUAGUGACUUCCAUUUCCACUUGAAUAUUGAGGAGAAAUGGAACGAUGAAAACGAGCCGUGCUAUCCUCCACCAUCAGGGGUAUGUUCCCUGGUUGUGACAUGCUGCAUUCAUGGUGGAUUAUCGGCGAAGGACAUGCCAGAUCUACAAUUCAUUGUGCACUAUGACACCAGGAUCAUGGAAACAGUCGAGGUGUUGCGCAUGCUGCACCAGCUCAAGCAUAUAUUAUAUCAGCUACCGGAAGCGCUGCAGACCAGAUUACGGGAACUUGAUCUUGUUAGCCCUGAGGAUUGGCUGACGUUGAGGAACUGGAACGCAAAAUUACCUAGGGCAAGCAAAGUCACCUUGCACGAGCUGGCACUUUAUCAUGGGGGCUCCCAGCCCGCCAUCGCCGCCUGGGAUGGCAGCAUGACUUACCACCAGUUGAACCGAGCAUCCCUCGGCGUGGCUCAGCAUCUCCUACACUGUGGGGUUUGUCCAGGAAUGUUCAUCCCCUUCUGCUUGGAGAAGUCCAAGUGGUCCGUGUUGACCAUUCUGGCCAUCCUUCGUGUUGGGGGCAUCUGGGUACCUAUCGAUCCCAACACCCCGAUCGGCCGCGCUCGCGAGAUGAUCGAGGGCAUGGGAGCUCAAUUCGUGGUAGCCUCGGCCGCUCAACGUCACAAGAUGGAGCAGCUGGGCCCGCGUUUACUGGUGGUGUCCGACAGCAUGGCUUCCACGGAUGCCGCCAAUUGCAUUCCUCUUCCUGAGGUGCAUCCAGAAGACCUAGCCAUGGUGCUGUUUACUUCUGGGACAACCGGUCGUCCAAAGGGCAUGCAAGUCCAUCACGAAAAUAUUGGGACGGCCGCAUUGGCCAUCCUUGACAUGUUGAAUAUCGAUUCCACUACCCGUGCACUACAUUUUGCCUCAUACAGCUUUGAUCUGGCUAUGUACGAGAUGAUCUGUACGCUCCACCGCGGUGCCUGUCUCUGCAUUCCUUCUGAAUCCGAACGACUCGAUGACGUGACAGGUUUCAUGCGGGAGCAGAAGAUCAGUUGGGCCGCAUUCACUCCAUCCUCUUUCUCUCUUCUUCGCCCAGGUGACCUCCCAGACUUGCGCACAGUGGCUCUUGCUGGUGAAGCAAUUCCACCAAGCCUUGUACAGGCAUGGACACCACACGUGCAGUUGGUCAACGUGUAUGGACCCACAGAGUCCUCCGUUUGCAGUGCCGGACCAAUUCCUCAGCACAGGUGGCGCGCAGGCACCAUUGGGCCUAUGCUGGGAGGAAUAGGAUGGAUCACAGACCCGACAGACACCGAAAAGUUAGUCCCAAUAGGUGCUAUUGGGGAGUUGCUAGUUGAAGGCCCUGGAAUAACAGGAGGUUAUCUUAACCGACCUUCCUCUCUCUCUAUAGAUGCCUUCAUUGAUGCUCCCUCUUGGCUCCAUCACUUCCGUUCGUCCCCUAGUUCUGCCCAGAUUCCAGGACGUCUUUAUCGCACGGGCGACUUGGUCCGAUAUACGAGCCUUGGAUGGAUCCAGUUUGUUGGGCGGCAGGACACACAGAUCAAGAUCCGAGGACAGCGAGUAGAACUAGGGGAAGUGGAACACCGCGUCCAAGAGGCGUUUCCCAGUGCUCUCCACGUCGUGGUCGAAUCUGUAAACCCGUCUGCAGGUCGAAAGUCACCCAUCCUCGUGGCGUUCAUUCUCAUACAGCAGAACGAUACACUGUUGGAAGCAGAGUCCACUCUGCUCUGCGAGCAUAGUAGCGAGUUCGAAGCGCAAGUAAUGACAGCAUCAACAAGAUUGCAAGAAUCUCUGCCCGUGUACAUGAUCCCAUCCUUGUUUGUUCCCAUCAGAUACCUUCCUCGGACGAUCACGGCGAAAACAGACCGCGCUCAGCUGCGGCAAUUGGUGAUUAAUCGCCCAUGGCGCGAGCUACAAAGAUAUCGACCCGCACCUCCGUGUCGGUGUGACAGACAGGCUGCAUCCUCCCUUACAGAAAGUAAAGAGUUGCAGAUCAUAGUGUCGCUGGUGGCAGACGUACUAACGUGCGACAUCGAGGACAUCCGGACAGAGGACAGUUUCCUAUCACUAGGUGGCGAUUCGCUAUCCGCCAUGGAACUAGUGGGAUUGGCACGAAAGGCUGGUCUAACUCUGUCGGUUUUGAGCGUCCUUCGGACUCAAUCACUCCAGGAGCUAUCCAACUCUUCCGCAGCGCUUCAGCAAUCUCUGACCGACGGUCCCACCGGACAGGCCUUCUCGCAACUUCGAGUUGACGACCCCAAGACAUUCCUUGCGCAUCUAGUCUCACGGCUGUCUCCCCAGACUGCCAUAAUUGAAGACAUCGAGGAUGUUCUUCCGGCAACGCCACGGCAGGAGUACUUGUCCGACUUCCCCUGUGAGUAUCUACUGCUCCAGCUACAAGGGUCUAUAAAUCAUGUCCAGCUCCAGCAAGCCUGCGAACGCCUAGUGCAUUACCACCCUAUCCUACGUACAGUCUUUGUCCGGUCAGAGGACAUAAUGCACCAGGUGGUACUACGGCAUCCGGCCGUGGCAUUGCACGUCCAAUCACCCAAAACGGAUACGAAGGAGGAUGUUAAUGCCAGCGCCCUGCAAUGGUGCCAAGCAGAUUCACUGCUCCCCGUCAGCCCUUCGAAGCUCCCAGUGCGCUUCGUGUUGGUUCAAGGAACCACCCAAGAUGACAACGUUUUGGUGCUGCGUUACAGCCGCCCGCCACCAGCCGUCUCAUUCCCCGCUUUCAUGUACCAUGCCCUGAGCCAGGACCGGACAGCCGAGUUCUCAUUCUGGCGACACGUACUUCAGAACGCCGAAAUGACCCAGCUCCCACCACCGACUAAUCCAGAUCCCAAUCCACAAAUCCUCUUGGCGCCCUUACCGUUGCCGACAAUCAAGCCCCCAGCAGGCAUUACAGCAGCGACAGUCGUCAAAGCAGCAUGGGCACUUGUACUAGCCGAGCAGACAGGCUUACAUGAAAUCGUCUUCACGCAGGUAGUCAGCGGCCGAUCUAUGCCCAUCACGGACAUCCAGAACGUAGUGGGUCCCUGUAACAGGAUCCUGCCGGUGCGCGUCUCCAUUGAUAGCUCGAGAGACAGUCUGCUGCAACAGAUUCACACCCAGCAUAUUGACAGCCUGCCUUUCCAGGGAGUAUACCUGCGCGACAUCAUUCAGCACUGCACCUCGUGGCCAGCCGAUACCACGAUGGGGUCUAUCGUCCUGCACCAGAAUAUCGAGUACCCGAAGUCUUUUGCUAUGGGGGAUCUCCAGUGCACGCCGUCAUACUUCAAUGCGCCGCCCCGCCAUAUGCCGGUCACAGUGGUUUCUAUGCCCCAGGAAACAGGCCAUCGGAUUUUCCUUACUUGCUCCAGCGAUUCUGCAACCCAAGUCUAUCUGGAUGCGCUGCGCGAGUCCAUGGGGCGCCAUAUGGCUGCCCUGCUGAAGCCGGAGGUGGAUCUUUGA